GUGGGGGGCGCGCUCUCCUCUGCGCGCGCGGUGGCCAUCGGCGGGGAGCACGGCGCGAUGCCUCUUAGGUGCCAGCAGAGCCCGGUGGUGGCAGGCAGCGUCACUUUGGCCGCCCUGGGGGCACUGACCCUGUACCUCGCGAAGCCUUCGGGCUACGGGAAGUACACGGAGAGCCUGGUGCCCGGAGCUGCCCGCCUGCCCGCCCGCGCCGCCUGGUUUUUGCAGGAGCUGCCCUCCUUCGUGGUGCCCGUGGGCAUCCUGGCCCGGCAGCCCCGCUCUCUCUUCGGACCGCCUGGCACUGUGCUUCUGGGCCUCUUCUGCACGCAUUACUUCCACAGGACGUUCAUUUACUCGCUGCUCACCCGAGGGAGGCCUUUCCCAGCUACACUGUUUUUCCAAGGCUUCAUCUUCUGCAUCGGAAAUGGGUUCCUCCAGGGCUACUCUCUGAUUUACUGUGCGGACUACCCUGACUCCUGGUACACGGAUCUAAGGUUUAGCCUGGGUAUCUGCUUAUUUAUUCUGGGAAUGGGCAUCAACAUUCAUAGUGACUAUAUAUUGCGCAAGCUCAGGAAGCCUGGAGAAAUCACCUAUAGGAUCCCACAAGGUGGCUUGUUCACAUAUGUAUCUGGAGCCAACUUCCUGGGUGAGAUUAUUGAAUGGAUUGGCUAUGCCUUGGCUGCCUGGUCCCUCCCAGCAUUUGCAUUCGCGUUUUUCUCUCUGUGUUUCCUUGGGCUGCGUGCUUUUCACCACCAUAGGUUCUACCUCAAAAUGUUUGAGGACUACCCCAAGUCUCGGAGAGCCCUUAUCCCAUUCAUCUUUUAAAGAACGCGAAUAAACCAGGAGCCAGGCUCCCACAGUAUCAAUGAAAACUGUCAAGCUGCUGAAACUUCACUUUUAAAGUGCCGCCACCUGCAUACGUAGUAGUCGGUCACUUGGUGUUCUGCCAGCGGGCCUGAGGAUUGUGAGUGGGUUUCUCCCACCCAUCCAGAGAGUUCUGUACUGGUCUCCCUUGGAGCUUCAAACAGACCCUUGUCCCCUGGAGACUUUCCCUUCUUUGCUAUUCUUCCUGGAAAGUGCAAGGCUCCCCCUGGUAUGCUGUCGUGGGGAAUACAGCUGCAUGUGCCUGCUGGGGUCUCUGGAGCAGUGGGAGGGGGCGGGGCUGGAGUCAGGAAUGUUCUGGGUGGAGGACAUGCUUGCCAAGCUUAGUGAAGGCGUACAUUGUUGUGCCUUUACAGAGCAGCAGCGAUGUACAUUCUGAAACCACAUCGUCCUCGAACAAACUCACUCCCAAAUGACGACCGAGCCGUCUCUUCGUUUUCCCUCAUUAGGAAGGAGAUGAAGCGAUCAGGCAGACGUUAGAUGAAAGGGCCCCCUCCUCAGGUGGCUGAGAACACGCUGAUGCACGGAGUCCAUUUUAGAGCUGUGCAGCCUCUCAGUUGAUGAGUGCCUCUGUGUUUGGAGGAUUUCUCAAUCCCUAUCAGAGAUCAUCACAGCCUGGCCUGGAGAACUGGCGUGGUUUUCUUGAAGGUCGGGCUUUUAUGACCACAAAGAAAAAGAUGUGACCUUGGAUGGCCAGUGAGGGAGCUGAGAAGUGUUUCACCAUAGAUGUUGCAAACCUGGGUGUUCUGGAAGCUGAUGGGAAUAGCCCCGUCAUGAGAACAUGUGGAAGGAGGGAAACCUGUGAGUGAGACUGGACGGUGUUUGGCUCAGGAUGUCUCCAGGGAUAUGAAGUGCAUCAGAGGCACUGAGAACUUCCCUGUCCCGGCGUUUCUUCGUCGCAGUCUGUGGGACCUGGCCAAGAAGGUGUGUCCCCAGGGACAUGGGCCCACUGACCCUCACAGGCCCUGAGACCAGAGCUGAGCACUGCAGGUAGAGGGCCACUUCGUGUAGGCGGAAACUUGGUGGAGUCAGAUAAGGUUCCACACAUAGCUUGAAUACACAUAUAUAGAUAUAUAUUCAAUGUUUGCAAAAUCUAAAAACUGGGGGGCUGCUGCCUACAACUCUGGCAUUCUGACUUUUUAAAGCAGAUGGAGGAUGUGGGCACCCAGGUGAGCUGAGAAAUGAGCAAGCAUCUGGGUCUGCGACCCCUGGGAAGUGGUCAGCCAGCGUGGCAGCUGUUGUGCUGGGCUCUCUGUGGAAGAGGUGGACACUUGUGGUCAGAUACAUGAAAACAUCUGGUUUCUCAGGCCUGGGCUUACGGCAAGCACUGGAAGUAUUUAGCCAACACCAAUUUUGUUCACUGUGAUGCUAGGUACAGAAAACCACCAGGAGAAGUUUUGGAAACUUGAAAGAGCUGAAGAUGGGGUAGCUUACUGUAAAAUAGGAACUGUAACCGUAUCAUAAGUACUUGUGCUGUUCAUGAAACGCCUCUUGAGUCACGGGUGUUCAGUGAUUUGGUUUGAAUUAAAAAAUCUGGGACAGCUGGA
This is a messenger RNA of Oryctolagus cuniculus (rabbit), 2426 nucleotides long. It is a transcript of the gene SRD5A2, whose product is annotated as steroid 5 alpha-reductase 2. Gene Ontology annotation, cellular component: membrane. The record is from RefSeq and is a predicted model, not a curated record. NCBI's taxonomy places the organism in Eukaryota, Metazoa, Chordata, Mammalia, Lagomorpha, Leporidae. Gene Ontology annotation, biological process: steroid biosynthetic process. Gene Ontology annotation, molecular function: 3-oxo-5-alpha-steroid 4-dehydrogenase activity.